UUCCUGCCGUUUCGCAUGGUGGAGGCGGCCAACAUGAAAUGGACGCUGCCUUACUUCCUCUGCCCGCUGUCGGGAUUCAUCUUCUACUCGGUCAUCGCCAACAGCGUCCUUCACCUGACGGCCAUCAGCGUGGAGCGCUACCUGGGUGUGGCUUACCCCAUUAAAUACAAGCUCAAACGCAACCCCAGAAGUGCCUUGAUAGCCUGCAUCCUAUUCUCGGUGGUUUCAAUGGCGCACUGCAGUAUCGUCUACGUCAUGCAAUACCACAACUAUUUCAACCCCAACAUCACUGAUCCAUCCAAACGUAACACCUGUUAUGAAGAAUUCACUGACGAACAACUCAAGAUCCUCCUGCCGUUUCGACUGGAGCUUUCUGUUGUCUUCUUCUACAUCCCUUUCCUCAUCUGCUGCUUCUGCUACAUCCAAUGCAUCUGCAUACUUUCCCGACUAUCCAACGUCAACGCCAAGAAGCGGUAUAGAGCCAUCAGGAUGGCGUUGGGCACACUUCUGGUCUUCGUUAUCUGUUUCAUGCCCUUCAACAUCUCCCACGUGGAGGGAUUCGUAACCAACCAAAGCUCUAAAUGGAGACAACCUGCUUUACUCACCAGCACGUUGAAUGCAUGCCUCGACCCUUUCAUAUUCUACUUCUCUUCUUCCGCACUCAGAGAGACUUUCAACAAGGUGUUGCAGGGGCUGGCGAAGCGUUUGCUCCUUCCUUGCUGCCGCUCGGCUCUCUGCUGCCCUUUAUUCAACCGUGGGAAACCAGACGAGCGAACGCAGAGCUCUGAUGACAGCAUUCUCUAACAUUUCAAGCCAGUCUUUGCAUUGAAUAAUCUGCCUGCAUGUGCAUCAUCAGUGCAUAUCAUUCAGUCUAAAGCCAAUUAAUAUAAUUCUG
This is a messenger RNA of Sinocyclocheilus grahami, 895 nucleotides long. Its product is annotated as free fatty acid receptor 2-like. Gene Ontology annotation, cellular component: plasma membrane. Lineage: Eukaryota; Metazoa; Chordata; Actinopteri; Cypriniformes; Cyprinidae. Gene Ontology annotation, biological process: G protein-coupled receptor signaling pathway; cellular response to fatty acid. The annotation marks the transcript as partial. Gene Ontology annotation, molecular function: G protein-coupled receptor activity. The transcript has a single exon. The record is from RefSeq and is a predicted model, not a curated record.